UUAUGACCGAGAUUAAACGAAAUCAAGUUUACCAGGAAUAUAUUAAUGAACAGUUGGAAUCCUGCAGAUUGCUUAAAAACUUCGUUUGAUUUUAACAUCCCAAGCUCUUCGUAGGCUUUUGUGCUUUUAUUCUGGCAUCCCUCGUUUUGUCUUGAAAGAUUCUUAUUUUACGCUUCUUUUAAAACUUUCUUUUAACAUCCACACUUUGUUUAGUGACAGUUGACAAUCAUUCUAAUUUAGUGAGAAUCUCACUCUGAAAUUUCGCUCGUUUAUGUAUUUAAAUUUGUUCUACUUUCCUUCUUUAAUUCAUCUAUUUUAAUUUAAUGCUUCCUCGACCUUUUUCCUUUAUUGUGUCUUUCUUUACUUUCUUGCUAUGUUUUAGCAAAGCUUCUUUUGUUUUCGGACUCGAUGCUUCCAAAACUGGAACCAUAAUUACCUCGAGCACUUUGCCUACUAGCUCAACAACCUAUAGGGCUUUGCCGACACCUUCUGUUGCUACUCUUGGAAUUCCACAACAGCCUUCAGUUAAUGAGCCUUAUCGUGGUAGUACCUGUCCUGGUUAUCGUGCUUUAAAUGUCUCAGAAUCAGCAAAUGGGUUAAUUGCUGCUCUCGAACUUCGUGGAUCUCCUUGCUAUUCUUAUGGCAAAGAUUACUCCCACUUACUAUUAAAUGUCUCUUAUGACACAGUAGACCGUAUCCACGUUUCUAUUUCUGAUAUUGAAGGUAAACAAUUCCGCUUUACUAACCAUUCCGACGUUUGGGAUGCUCCUCUCUACCAUGAUUUGACGUAUCCUUCAAACCGCUCUUACACCUUCUUUUAUAAUUCAGAUCCCUUUGAGUUCUGGGUAGUCAGAAAUACAGAUAACGAACUUUUAUUUGACACUCGUGGUCAUCAUCUCAUUUUCCAAGACCAAUAUGUAGAGCUGACCACAAAUAUGGUUGAUGAUUACAACCUAUAUGGGCUCGCAGAGACAGUCCAUGGCCUUCGACUUGGUAAUAAUAUAACUAGGACCUUUUGGGCGAAUGGUGAUAAUGCUCCUCUUGAUGGGAAUAGUUAUGGUACUCAUCCAUUUUAUUUGGAGCAAAGAUACCGCCCUGCAGCUAAUGAUUCUCCAGUUAAUCAAACCGGAUACCAUUCUUCUUCUCACGGCGUGCUCAUGCUUACCGCAAAUGGCAUGGAAGUCUUACUACGUCCAAAUUAUUUACAAUACCGUAUGAUUGGGGGAGUGAUCGAUCUGUAUAUUUACGUUGGAGGUUCAGAUGAUCCUAAAAAAACCGUUUCUCAAUUUGUAAAGUCUAUCGGAACACCGUCCAUGCAGCAGUAUUGGACCCUUGGAUUCCAUAUCAGCAGGUGGGGAUAUUCUAACGUCUCUGACAUUUUAGAUGUGCGUAAAAGCUUUUCCGAUUUUGAAAUACCUGUCGAUACAUUUUGGAAUGAUCUCGAUUACAUGUAUAUGUACAGGGAUUUUACAGUUGAUCCGAUUUCUUAUUCCAAAGAUAAUAUGUUGGAGUUUUUUAAAGAAAUCGAGUCCACUCACCAACACUAUGUUCCUCUCAUUGAUGCCGCAGUGUAUGCUGCUAAUCCUAAUAAUAGAAGUGAUGAUUCCUAUUACCCAUAUUAUAACGGAAUUGAGAAUGACGUCUUUAUAAAAAACCCCGACGGGUCAAUUUAUGUAGGAAAUGUUUGGCCCGGAUAUACGGUAUUCCCCGAUUUUACUAAUCCAGCAAGUAGCGAAUACUGGAAAGAUUGCCUAGUUAAUCUCACUCACGAUUUUGGAGCUAAUUCUAGUGGGUUUCCUACGUUUACUGGCUUAUGGAUUGAUAUGAAUGAGCCGACUUCUUUUUGUGUUGGAUCAUGUGGUUCAGCUCACUUGGAUGAAAAUCCUGUGCACGUCGCCUUCGUUUUAGAGGGUGAAACCAAUAACGUUGUCUAUUCAUAUCCAGAAGGCUUUAAUAUUACAAAUGCUACUGAAUAUUCAUCCGUAUAUAUGUCUUCUCUUUCUCAAUUUCAUGCUACUGCUACCUCAACUUUAGAAAAAGUUAAAGCAACACCUACACCUUUGAGUGUUAAGCCGGAUUAUAAUGUUAAUAAUCCACCUUAUGCGCUAGAUAUUGAACAGGGUAAUGGCGACCUAGCUGACGAAGGAGUUAGUGCAAAUGCAACUUAUUAUAACGGUACUUUAAGAUAUAAUCUUUUCAAUAUAUAUGGAUAUGGAAUGGCAAAAGCAACCUACAACGCGUUGACUUCUAUAUACGAGAAUAAACGGCCUUUUGUUUUAAGUCGAUCGACAUUUUUGUCGUCCGGAAAAUAUGCCGCUCAUUGGUUAGGCGACAAUUAUUCUCAGUGGUCAAACAUGUUCUUUUCUAUUCCGGGUAUGCUCACAUUCAACUUGGUUGGCCUUCCAAUGGUUGGAGCUGACGCCUGCGGUUUUAUGGGCAAUACAGAUGAGGAAUUAUGUUCUCGAUGGAUGGCUAUGGCAGCAUUUUCUCCAUUCUAUAGAAAUCACAAUAGCCUCGGUUCUAUUUCUCAAGAACCAUAUAGAUGGGGAUCUGUUGCUGAAUCUUCCAGGAGGGCGAUGAGCAUUCGUUAUUCUCUUCUACCUUACUGGUACACUUUGAUGAAAGAUGCUCAUACUGAGGGGUUCCCAAUGAUUCGGCCACUCUUUUUUGAAUUUCCCAAUGAACAAAAUUUAGCCGGGGUUGAUAGACAAUUUAUGGUAGGUGAUGCACUUUUGAUUACACCAGUACUUGAGCCAAACGUUAGUCACGUCCAAGGUGUUUUCCCUGGAAAUACUAGUACUAAGUGGUAUGAUUGGUACAAUCAUACAGUCAUUGAUCGACAGUAUGGCGAAAAUGUUACACUAUAUGCUCCCUUAGAGCAUAUUAAUGUCGCGAUUCGAGGUGGAAAGAUUGUUCCCCUCCAAAAGCCCGCACUUAACACAUUUGAAACACGUCAAAACCCGUUUAAUCUUUUGGUGGCCCUCGAUGAUAAUGAAUACUCGGAAGGAACGAUGUACGUUGAUGAUGGCGAGUCUAUCACGCAAAACAGUACUUUGACAAUCAAAUUACUUUGUAAAUCAAAUCAAUUGUCUAUUAAUUCGGUAGGAGAUUAUCAUCUUCAGCCUCCCUUGGCUAACGUUACGGUACUGGGUUUAUCCCAGGCACCUAGUAGAGUACUGAUGCAGAACACUGAAAUUCACACUUUUACCUAUCUAAAUGCUACUAAGGAGCUUAUUAUCAGCAACCUAGAAAAUAAUACCAUGAAUGGUGCUUUUUCGUCGAACUGGACAAUUUCAUGGUGAUUUGUGUGACUAUAAAUAAUUCCGGAGAUUACUCAGUUUCAAGCUGUCGUCAUUGCAACAGCCCAAAACUUUUCCAUUGUCAGAAAUAAACUUAUAUACUUUGGGUAUUUUUAGGAGUUAGUUUACGAAUGUUGGCAUUAGCUUAUGAUAGUAAUAAAUGCACUGGUAUAUAUAAAAACUACGUGCAUAAUAUGUAAGUAUUAGGCCGUGUGGUUUAGAUGGUUAUAAUUUCUGCUUAACAUCUAAGAGUUCGCAGACGGUCCCAAGUUCGAGUCUUGGCACGGUCAUAUUUUUUGCUACUCACUGAGUACUUGCGUAUUUAAUGCACGAACGAACUAAAGAUCCUCAGUUGAUUGAACUAUACCAGAGGAACCUGUAUAUACGCUUACAGGAAGUAACACGAAAGGCAUUUUCUAUUUUGGUUUACUUUUUUACACAUUCAAUACCGUUAGCUAUUAUCAUGAGCUAAGACCAGUGAUAUCUCUAAGCAUCCC
Schizosaccharomyces cryophilus OY26 is the source of this 3796-nucleotide messenger RNA. Its product is annotated as alpha-glucosidase. The record is from RefSeq and is a predicted model, not a curated record. The coding region runs from base 324 to 3302 and encodes 992 amino acids. Gene Ontology annotation, biological process: carbohydrate metabolic process. The transcript has a single exon. Lineage: Eukaryota; Fungi; Ascomycota; Schizosaccharomycetes; Schizosaccharomycetales; Schizosaccharomycetaceae. Gene Ontology annotation, molecular function: carbohydrate binding; hydrolase activity, hydrolyzing O-glycosyl compounds.